AUGCUGCCGGCGGGCGGCCCCAGCCCCGCGCAGACCUGCGGGGCCGUGCUGGUGGCCGCCGUGCUCCUGCAGUCCGUCUGCGUGGCCGUCACCUUCCUGUACUUCACCAGCGAGCUCCGACAGCUCCAGGACUCGUACUCCAAGAGCGGCAUCGCUUGUCUCACCGGGGAGGAGAUCAGAAAUUCCAUCCAAAACUUGGAGCUCAUCGAGAGCGAGGACAGAGAAGCUGAUCCCUGCUGGCAAGUAAAGUGGCACCUGGGAAAGUUAAUUAAAAAGAUGAUGUCAAGAAGCUACGAGGAAAACAUUUCUGCAAUCAACGUGGAAAGGACUCUGACGCUGCCACACACGGAGGCGCAGCAGCCGCGCAGCCCCAUCCGCAGGAUCGCGGCGCACCUGACGGGCAGCAGCGGCAGGAGGAGCUCCCUGUCCUCACGCAUAAAUACCUUGCCCAGAAGAGGAAUUGGACACAAAAUAAACAGCUGGGAAUCAUCAAGAAAAGGCCACUCCUUCCUUUACAACGUGGAGCUGAGAAAUGGCGAGUUAGUGAUACCCCAGACGGGCUUUUAUUACAUCUACUCACAAAUUUACUUCCGCUUCCGUGAAAACGAGGACUCAGAUUUGUUGGGACAAAUCAGAAACCCCAAACAGCUCGUCCAGUAUGUUUACAAACUGACUAAUUACCCUGAGCCCAUUUUGCUCAUGAAAAGUGCAAGGACAAGCUGCUGGUCUAAAAAGGCGGAAUAUGGACUUUAUUCCAUCUAUCAAGGUGGUGUGUUCCAGCUGAAGAGAGAGGACAGGAUUUUUGUCUCUGUCAGCAACAGUGACAUAGUUGACAUGGACAAAGAAGCAAGUUUUUUUGGAGCCUUUAUGAUUGGUUAGAGCAUGAAAAUCAUGAUCACAAUCAGCCCAGCUUUUCUAGUCAGGGACAGCUUGAAUUCCUAUCAAAUAGGGGAUAACAAGCAAAAGCUGCGGACUGCCCUUUCUCAGCUCACUCACGAGUUCUGUCCCAGCAGGCAGGAAGAGCAGCAGAGCUGGCUGUGCAUGGCAAUGCUCUGUGCAGGCACAGGCUGCCAGGCUGGGAAGAAGGUGUGAGGGAUUCACAGCCCUCAGGUGAUACCUUUGGGCAGGUAAGCACUCAGCAGCAGCAGAGGUGCUCCAGGCUGACUCAGCUAUGGCACGAGGGAUGGAGGAUGCUCCAGGUCUGGUUACUCAAGGCUGAGGCUGGAUAUCAAAUUUUGUGUGUGGUCUCCGUUGGGACCCUAUUUUGAACGUGUCAGCUCCUGAAAGGAGCCUUUGUACAUACUGUGCCCAAGUGCCUGUGGAAUUUCUCCAGAAGUUUCUUGAACGGGAGUUCUGCAGAAGCUGCACGCCUUCAUCUCGUCUAACAAAGCACUUAAGCACCUAAUUAAUUUUAAGCACACCAACAGUCUGACUACGUCAGGGUAUCCACAUGCUUAAAAUUAAGUAUGUGCUUAAGCAUUCUCCAGGAUCGUGUCUUGAGUAAACACAUUUGUCUUGGGGGGGGGGUAUUGUAUAUAAGAACAGCUGCUGGAAUAGCACUGAAGAGCUUUCAAAAUUAAUCUGUGUUUUGAUCAACAUUUUGUAACAGUGCCUGUUUACUUAAUUACUGUGCUGCAGACAUCUCACCAGGCUCCCAAUAAGUUCAGUAAUGCAGUUGCUGUUACAUUUGUUGACAACAAGAACUGGAUCUAGGGAAAAAAAAAAAAAAAAAAAGGUGAGUUUCUGUAAAUAUUGAAUUCUGUGAGAAAUUGCAGCAAGUUAGGCAUGACAAGAUUCUUCCGUGUUUAUUUGUACUGGUCUGUGUUUGUUAGCAUCCAAUAUAGAAUAACACACCCCAAUGACUAACAUUUUAAGGAAAACAGGCACAACUACGUGUACUUAGAAAAAUGCUGCUUAGUUAGGUAAUGCUGUAAUUAUUAGAUUUUAUUUUCAGGAAUGGGUGGAAAAUUUUCACAAUUUUUUUUUUUUAAUGUAAAAUACUUUUUUUUAAAAAAAUGAGCAGUAUAUUUUUUAACUCAAUGAAAUGUACUAUUUUGUAUUAAAAGGUUUUGAAAGUUUAGACUCUCUGGGCUCACUGCACAACAAAAGUCCGGUGGUGUAAAUCAGCACAUCUGUAGCAUUGUUAGUGGAAGAAUAGCAAAUUACACCAUGAAUGCAUUUUGCCCAGAUUCGGAAGAAACAAUGGGAAAGGUGAAAAAAAAAAAAUAUUGGGGGAAAGGAAGACAGUUCUGCAAAUGUUACUUCACAUCAACAGAGUGAUAGCAGGAUAAAGUCUGGCUGUCUGCUUUUUGAAUACACUGGGGUUGCCGUGGGAACCCUCCCAUUCACCUGCACAUCCUGAUAAUUAAAUCACAGCAGCCCCUGCACCGGGGCCUCACCAGUAAACAGGCCUGGCUCAUCUCCCUGCCCAGCCAACAACAGGGGAUUAACAGCCUCGAGCCCCUGUGUUCAUCUGGCCAUGCAGACCAGCAGGUGUGUGUGCUCACUUAAAUACCUGUGUUGGAGCUGCAAGAGAAUUAUUUCAGGAGUAGCCUUCUUUUGGCAGGUUAGGGCAAAGAAACACACCAGUGUAAGCUGCAAGUAAUGAGUUUUAACCUCUGCCUGCUGUUUGACAGUGUCACACACGCUGUUUUCAGUGGCAAUCAAAUAUGUGAAAUUCUUCACCAUUUACUGGAACGCUUUGGUUUGCCUCCUUCUCAAAUCAUCUGUUUUGACAGAGAGCAGAAAACAUUUCUGGAGUUUCCUUUCUGAUUUCAGUAUUCAGAAAUUUUCUCCCUGUCAGAAAGGCUGGAGACCAGAGCCAUCCCCUACAUACCUGUAUAUCUUUUACCUUGGAGAAAUGACUUUUGUAGAUUCUCUUUGCAGAUGGACUGGGCUUGGUGAUCUCAGCAUAGGACUGACCCCUGCUAUCAGGUUUGGUCUCUGCAUGCAGAGCAUAUUGCAAUAGGAAUCACACCAAAUAAUUUUCUGAGUGAUCUGAAGGCAUGUUUGCCAGAUCUUAUCUUGGGGGAAAGAUUAUCAAGGGAUGUCAGACAGGACAUCUUUGAAGAAGGGAAAAAUAUAGCAACUUGUUUGUGCUGUGUCCUGACUCACAUUUCUCAUCUCACUUUAUGCUGAAUGACAUAUGUAGCAAAUGUUUAUAGGUCGUGUUAAUGCGUGAAUAUUGUAAUUUUUCUACAUGCCUUUUAUAUAAAAUGUUUUUACUAAA
Molecule: messenger RNA, 3229 nt
Organism: Hirundo rustica (Barn swallow)
Lineage: Eukaryota; Metazoa; Chordata; Aves; Passeriformes; Hirundinidae
Gene: TNFSF10
Product: TNF superfamily member 10
Exons: 5
Coding region: 1-879 (292 amino acids)
Biological process (GO): immune response
Cellular component (GO): membrane
Molecular function (GO): CD40 receptor binding; tumor necrosis factor receptor binding
Source: RefSeq, a predicted model, not a curated record